GUGGACAGACAUUGAUCGACUGAGCGAGCAAGCAGCGGAAGAGAACCCAAACGGAAAACGGGACUAACGGAUCAAAUCGACGUAAUGGGAAAAUAAAUCUCGCUCCGUAUAGACGCAAAGUUUGACCAGGAGACAAUUGACUUUUAUUGUGUAAUAAUGAGGGUUCUUGCAGUGUAUGUGUAGAGAGCGUUUAAUGUAACAUAUUGCUGAUAUCUCGAGACUUUACGCACUGUCUGAAGUCCAUAUCUUUUAUAUCUCUCAAAAGUUUGACUUUUUCAAAGGAUGUAUUUCAUUGUCACGUUUUUUCAAAUCGUGCUUUGGAAUCUGGCGUCUAUAUACUGAGAGAUUCUUCACUGAACAACACGGAGCAGUGUUCUUUAUUUCAAAAAUACAUCAUUAUCCGGUGCCAAUUUCAACGUCGCGGGAGGGCAUUCAUCAAGUAAAACUCCAACCACACUCAGGAUUCCCACGGUUCAAAUUAACGUCACCAUCCAGAAUGGACUUGGUUUGGCUUUUCGUUCUCCAGCUGGCUCGUAUUGGGCUCCCCCUCGCUGUGUCUGCGGGGAGGGACAGAGACUGUCUACAGGCUGGGGACACCUGCUCCAGUGAUGACGCGUGCAGCCCUCGUCUGCGGACGCUGAGACAGUGUGUGGCGGGGGACGGCAGUGUGAAGCUGGGCCCUGGGGCCAGGAACCAGUGUGAGAACGCAGUCACGGCCCUGCUGUCCUCCCCGCUGCACGGCUGCCAGUGUAAACGAGGCAUGAAGAGAGAGAAGAACUGCCUCAGUAUCUAUUGGAGCCUGCACCAGUCUGUCCUGCAUGGACUGAGCCUGGUGGAGAGUUACCCGUACGAACCCGAAGAGAGGGGCUUCGACUACGUACGCCUGGCCUCCAUCGCUGCAGGUGCAGUUGGCAUAGCGACGGUGAACCGUUGUCUGGACGCGGCGAAGGCGUGUAACGUGGACGAGACGUGUCAGAAGCUCCGUACGGAAUACGUCUCGGCCUGCAUCCAGCCGUCGGCCCACUCAGGCCCCUGUAACAGAGCCAGGUGUAACAAGGCUCUCAGGAAGUUCUUCGACCGGGUCCCUCCUGACUACACCCACCAGCUGCUGUUCUGCCCCUGCACAGACACGGCGUGCACUGAGAGACGGAGACAGACCAUCGUACCAGCCUGCUCCUAUGAAGACAAAGACAAACCCACCUGUCUGGCUGCACUGCGACUCUGCAGGGCUGACUACGUCUGCAGGUCCCGCUGGGCCCAGUUCCAGUACGACUGUCAGCCCUCAGAACACUUUGCCAGCGGCUGCAAACAGGACAACUACGCAGCCUGCCUCCUGUCCUACACUGGCCUCAUGGGCAGUACGAUAACUCCGAACUACCUUGAUAACUCAACGUCUAACGUGGGUCCGUGGUGCUCCUGCUCGGCCUCCGGGAACCACCGGGAACAGUGUGACGGCUUCCUGGAAUAUUUUCAUGAUAAUGUCUGCCUGAAGAAAGCCAUGAUGGCGUUUGGGAACGAGACAGACAAGCAGUCCUCCAUCGGAGCAGCCAACCAACCAGACACGCCCAGCCCCACUCUCGCUACCCCCAACAACCACAUCCAGCGCCCGGCAACCACCGUCCCUGGUAUCACCAUGGAAACAAAACAGAAUGUCCUGAGAGAACAGAUACCCACUCAGGUGAAUGACAACGAUAGACUGUGGGGUGAUGAUGGUGAAGAGUCCACCCUGAUGUCUCCCGGGCUGUUGGACCAUGGAGCUCCUCCCCUCCUCCUGUCUACAGUGGGCUGGACCCUUCCACUGGGCCUCUCCCUGCUGCUGCUGCUCGGAUAACAGUAGAC
Messenger RNA from Oncorhynchus keta (chum salmon), 1839 nucleotides. Its product is annotated as GDNF family receptor alpha-4-like. NCBI's taxonomy places the organism in Eukaryota, Metazoa, Chordata, Actinopteri, Salmoniformes, Salmonidae. The transcript has 9 exons. The record is from RefSeq and is a predicted model, not a curated record. Gene Ontology annotation, molecular function: signaling receptor activity. Gene Ontology annotation, cellular component: signaling receptor complex; external side of plasma membrane. Gene Ontology annotation, biological process: nervous system development. The coding region runs from base 497 to 1831 and encodes 444 amino acids.